This is a messenger RNA of Thrips palmi, 2738 nucleotides long. Its product is annotated as putative sodium-dependent multivitamin transporter. Bases 429 to 2222 code for a protein of 597 amino acids. NCBI's taxonomy places the organism in Eukaryota, Metazoa, Arthropoda, Insecta, Thysanoptera, Thripidae. Gene Ontology annotation, cellular component: membrane. Gene Ontology annotation, biological process: transmembrane transport; sodium ion transport. Gene Ontology annotation, molecular function: symporter activity. The record is from RefSeq and is a predicted model, not a curated record. The transcript is spliced from 13 exons.
UCAUGAAGUAUGAAAAAUUUCUCGAACUCCAUGAACGUUGGUUAGAUGAGAAUUUUAGCGGGAACUAAAAUUAUUUUCUCGUUUUCUUCUGUUAAGUUUAUUUUAAUUUUAGAAACAGCGUCCACCAGCGUGUACCGGUUGUCAUGGCAGCACAGAUGGCAGCCUCCUAGCAGACUAAUUUCAAAUUUCCUAGAGAGGCAAAAGAGGUUCAUUUUCAGUUUUACACUUGAUUUGAAUAGGAUAGGUACGAUAAGUGUUGCGCAUGCUCUGUUUUACAUGCCCACAAGUUUCGUUUUGAUUCAACGUAAAUUGUGAUUUGACCUGUCAUGAUGUAAACUUCUCUAGUUUGCUGUGUUUCAACGUAGAUUAAGCCAUCAUUAAACUUUUGUGGCUAUUUAACCUUCAAAGGUAGUCUCUGGUGCCCUACAAUGGAGUCCCAGUUUGGAAUUGUUGAUUAUGUGGUCCUCGCGGCGAUGCUCACCAUCUCAUCAAGUAUAGGCCUGUACUUCCGAUUCAGUGGUGGACGCCAGAAAACUAAUUCUGAAUUCAUGUAUGCUGACGGAAGACUUAGUGCCUUUCCUUUAGCGUGCUCCUUGAUGUCAAGCUUCAUAUCAGCUGUCACCAUAUUAGGUGUCAGUGCUGAGAAUUACUCAUAUGGAACCAUGUUUGUUGUUAAUAAUGUAGCCUAUGCAAUUGGCGUACUUAUUUCGACAUUUUUGUUUGUACCUGUGUAUUUUAAUGCUGGUGUUAAUGGAGCCUAUCAGUAUCUUGACAAAAGAUUUGGGAAAGCAACAAGACUAACAGGGUCAGUAGCGUAUUCCUUCCAAAUGGUUUUGUACAUGGGUAUGGCUCUUUAUGCUCCUGCGUUGGCACUGGAGACAGUUACAGGAAUGUCAAAGUUUUAUGCCAUUUUGGGGGUGGGUCUCAUUUGCACAUUCUACUCUACAAUGGGUGGUUUAAAAGCUGUUGUAUUUACAGAUGUCUUUCAGUCUUUAAUAAUGUAUGCUGCUGUUAUGAGUGUUAUAGUAGUGGCAUGGAUAGAGAAGGGAAGUUUAUCAGAAAUUUGGCGCAUUGCUGAGUCUCAUGGUCGCAUUGAGUUCAACAAUUUCAGUUUGGAUCCUACUGUCAGGCACACAUGGUGGGGCAUUAUUCUUGGUGGCACAAUCACUAAUCUUGCAGUUUAUUCAGUUAACCAAGGACAAAUCCAACGUUAUAUAUCUGCAGGAACGCUGAAAACAGCUCAAAACUCUCUGUUGUUAAACUGGCCGAUGUUAUCCUGUCUCAGUUUACUUACAAGCUUUGCUGGUCUAGCUAUAUUCUCUAAGUAUGCGAGGUGCGAUCCUUUCAUGACCUGCAAGAUAGAUCGAUCUGACCAGCUCAUGCCUUAUUUUGUGGUGAACUCCAUGCAACAUAUUCCUGGCUUAUCUGGACUGUUUGUUUCUGGGAUCUUUAGUGCAGCCUUGAGCACUAUAUCUGCUGCAAUGAACUCAAUGGCUGUGGUUACUUUAGAAGAUUAUAUCAAGCCUCUUUACAAAAAAAUGAGAGGAAAGAGCUUCCCUGAACAUACUAGUUUGUAUGCAAAGCUUGUAUCUGUCAUGUACGGCUUUGUGUGUGUAUUUUUUGCAUUUAUCGCAGACGGCUUAGGAAGUGUUUUACAAGUAUCGCUCACAAUUUUGGGAGUAGUUGGCGGGCCAACAGUUGGCUUGUUUACUCUUGGGAUGGUUUUUCCUACAGCAAACCAGCCUGGGGCUCUGAGUGGUUUCAUCACUUCCCUUUUAAUCACAUUUUGGCUUGGUUUUGCUGAUAAACCUGCUCCCAUCAAACUGCCAACUUUUUCUGAUGGCUGCCCCGAAACAACAUUUGGAAACAUGACAUUACCUCAGCUGGAUUGCUCAUCAGCACUUAACACAAAGAGGUCGCCGGAUGAAUACUUUUACCUGUAUCGACUCUCCUAUAUGUGGCUGAGUGUUUUUGGAUUUGUGAGUUGUGUGGUGGUAGGCCUGGUUGUGAGUUGGGUCAGAAACAUUUUUGGCAAGAAAUCUCUCAAGAGACCUGACCCAUCCCUUUUCAUACCCCCGGUGGCAUUCUACCUGAAAAGGAAAUACCAAAUAAAUGAAAGAUUUCUGGAAGAAACAAAAGCUGCCUUUGAAAUGAAGGACAAAAUAGCAGAAGACAAAACUGACACUGAAGAGUUAAAACCGUGCCUCUCUGUCUCUGCUUGAACUCUGAACUUAAUAAGGCACAUAUUUAGAUUGCCUUAUUGUUACCUUUUGAGUUUUUAUAAUUUAUUUCUUUUACAUUAUUUUGUUUGAAUGGUUUGUUGGAAAACGUUUGGUAGACUGAGUGUAAUUGUUGGUUUUGGAAAUUUAUUUUAUAAGAGGGCUGGUUCCCUAUUUCUCUCUUGUUAAGUGUUAUUUCUCUCAGCUUCCACCCCUUAAAAUGUUUAUUGGAGUAAAGAGGCUUCUUUGUUUGGACCCUUUAUGAAGUUAAGUCAUCUCAUUGUAUUUGUGAUAAAUCUACUCAUCAGUAUUUUUAAAUACGUGUGUUCAUAACUUUUUACUAUUUUUCUAUCACUUGAAUUCUACUGCAAUACAGUACUAGUUUCUCAUGAUCAAAUAUUUUCUUAAAUAAGCUCUCUGACAUUUUUAUAGAAAUGUGUGUUACUGGUAAGAGGUUGUUGCUCAAAGUUUUUGAAAUAUUUAUUUUUUUGUGGUGCAAUAAAUACCUAUUGAUUGUUA